Messenger RNA from Wasmannia auropunctata (little fire ant), 2462 nucleotides. Its product is annotated as protein regulator of cytokinesis 1-like. The transcript is spliced from 2 exons. The coding region runs from base 170 to 2116 and encodes 648 amino acids. Gene Ontology annotation, biological process: microtubule cytoskeleton organization; mitotic spindle midzone assembly. The record is from RefSeq and is a predicted model, not a curated record. NCBI's taxonomy places the organism in Eukaryota, Metazoa, Arthropoda, Insecta, Hymenoptera, Formicidae. Gene Ontology annotation, molecular function: microtubule binding. Gene Ontology annotation, cellular component: cytoplasm; mitotic spindle midzone; spindle.
AACAACGCCAUCGAGCAAAAACACGCGCAGAGCCGUUGAAAUUCAAAAGGUAACGGCAUGUGUGUUGUGUUCACUGUGGCAUCGUUUCCUGACGAGAGUGAUGCUUGUGAAUUUCUUUCGUGCAAUAGACACUUUGUGAGAAUCGAGAAAAUAAAAACGGAGAGUGAGAAUGUCGAAGCAACCGAAGUGGAAGCCAGUCGUAUCGAAGGUGGUCGUGGAACUUGAACGGGGGUUGGAGGAGAUGCAGAACACCUGGGAAGACAUCGGAUGCGACGAUGACACGCAAUUGUCAUACUAUGACCAGACGUACAGUCACAUACAUGACCUAAUUAACGACAUGGUGGCCGAGACGCAGUCGAAGAAGCAGCUGUUGUUAGCCAGCAUACAAAAUCUGUUGAAGCAAACAACGUCGUUGCGCACGGAACUACAUCUGGACGUGUCGACUAAAACGUACGAGCAGAUCCCCUUGUGCAAAGUUGAGCAGAUGCUUCAAACAGAUUUGCAAGAUCUAGAGUUCAAGAAGAAGGAACGUAUGGUGAUCCUGAAGGAGUUGUUGACGAAGGAGCAUGACAUCUGCAAGAGGCUUGGCUGCAAGGCACUGCCCAUCUCCGCGAGUGUUUUGCCCAUGGAGCAAGAUCUUGAGAGUUUUAAGCUUUAUUUGCAAAAACAGGAGAGCGAGAAAGCACGCUUGGAGUCUGAUUUCACAGAUAUACGCCGUUCCAUAAUCAAGAUGAUGAAUGAUUUAGACGUAUCUCCAUCUUCACCAUUCGUAGAGUUAGUCUGUCACAAUCCCGAGGAGUUUGUGCUGAGUAGCAACAAUAUGAUGAAACUGCGAGAUUUCAGGGACGAGCUGAGUAUAAAAGUGGAAGAAACAAAGUGUUGUGUUGAAAAAAUGAGGGAAGAUUUAUUGGAGUUGUGGAAAUAUCUUGACGAACCUGCCGACGUUUGUCAGUCGUUUCUCGAGAGGUAUCCUGGUUACAGUAAUAGUACCAUAAAUGCCCUUACCGCAGAGAUAAAGCGUUGCAAAGAGAAAAGGAAAGAGAAUAUAUGUAAGUACGUCACACAGGUCCGAUAUGAAUUAACGCAUUUGUGGGACCAAUGCAAAUGCUGUGAAUCGGAGAGGAACGCAUUCGCGCCGUUUUACUCCAACACAUUCACGGAGGAUCUAUUGACGUUGCACGAAUUAGAAGUGGAGAGGCUGCGGAAAUUUUAUAACGACAACAAAAUGAUAUUUCAGCUUCUAGAGCAACGCGAAAGUCUGAUAAUGAAAGUAAAGGAAUUGCUUCAGCGGGCGAACAAUCCGGAUCGUUAUCACAACCGCGGAGGCCAAUUAUUGAUGGAAGAAAAAGAACGCAAAGUGAUCCAAAAGAAGCUGCCUAAAAUAGAAGCGGAAUUGAAGCAGUUGAUCGAUGAAUACGAAACCAAGCACAAUCAGACGUUUACCAUUAAUGGUACAUCGUUGGAAAAUGUUUUGGCGGAGACAUGGGAGAGCAUCACUAUUGAGAAGGAAUCGAUAAAAAAGGCAAGGAAAGAAGCGAUUUCUAAAUCCAUCAAGAAAUCGCCGUUAAACAGCUCCAAACGUACACCGGGUAUGUCCCACUUGAGCAUCCACAGAGGUCCGACGCUAGGGCUGUCGAAACGCAAAUUGUUCAGCCCCUCUCCCAACUCGUCGAUAAAACGCAGAAACAAAAAUUGCGACAAGACUAAGCCCACCGUCACCGCGUCCAAGAUCAGAAGAAGCUUCGGAAAGCCUCCGAAGAUCAAUCAAAAAUCGGGUAGAUCUUCCAAAGGCGGGCAGAGGAGGAAGGAAUCGAUGUCACCCAGUAACAGCAUCACAGACACGACAUACAAUCAGUUUCAGGGCCAUAUGACGGGCAGGGAGGAAUUGCACAGCUCGAUGUUGCCGGAACAGAUAUUAAGAAACGUCAAUAAAAUCAAUGUUAACAAACCUCCGGUACGAACGCCCAUGAAACCGUUGAGGAAACAUCUCUCCGGAAUAGCAAUAACAACAACCCCUGCCACUCCCGGCUCCGCGCGCAAGAUACCGCACAGCCCCAGAACCGUUAACACUCCGAAACUAGCGACGGCCCCGAGUAACUUACCUUUCAUCUUUUAAACAAGAACGAAUUAUUAAUACAUUUUUGUUUUUAUGUGAAUUAACUUUCUCGCGAGAAUUAUCUGAAUUUUAACGGUAUCCUCUCUCUCUCUUUCUCUUCAAUCGUGCUGAAGAAUUUGUCUCGAAAUUAAAAUUAUAUUAUACGUCGGAAAGAGUACAAAUAGAAAUCGAUAAUUAAUUACCUUUCUGCUUGGUGAAAUUGAAAUGUGAAAAUUUAUUAGAUUACUUCUGACGUAGUCGAAUACACACAAUUGAAAUUAAUUUAAGUUAAUACACUUAUUAGAUUAAAAAAAGAAGCAUAUUACAAUACUUUCCUUUCACCGAACAGGAAUGUAAUUCGAAAUUA